This is a messenger RNA of Trichomycterus rosablanca, 6000 nucleotides long. RefSeq names its product glucagon receptor a (gene gcgra). The transcript is spliced from 14 exons. Gene Ontology annotation, molecular function: peptide hormone binding; glucagon receptor activity. Gene Ontology annotation, biological process: cell surface receptor signaling pathway; adenylate cyclase-activating G protein-coupled receptor signaling pathway. The record is from RefSeq and is a predicted model, not a curated record. NCBI's taxonomy places the organism in Eukaryota, Metazoa, Chordata, Actinopteri, Siluriformes, Trichomycteridae. Gene Ontology annotation, cellular component: plasma membrane. Bases 344 to 1885 code for a protein of 513 amino acids.
GCGCGUCGGUGCGUCCGUCCGUCUCUUCUCACCAAAGCACAGCUAAAUACAAACUACACGCAGAAAAGUUACAAGUAGAACUUUACCGGAUUCAGCUUGAGGUUUGCGUUCAGAAGUGGAUUAGGAGCUGAGUGAGGCGAUGCUGCUCGCGUCUGUAAACUUCCCUGUGAAAUAAACGGCGGCGCGAGGAGGAUUCGACACGCGCCAGCCAAGUGAACGAACGAGCCACUACCAAGUUUAGGCAGUGUGGUGACCCUUAAAGUUCUCCUAUGAGGUGAUACCCACCUCGUCCACCCUCAGGCUCCCCACCUAACGCCAGCAUAGGCAGCAGCACGACUAAGGGAUGUCACAGGUGUUUCUACUGAGCCUGAUCAUCCUUUUCUCCUGUACCCAGGUGUCCUCGGCUUUGUCUGUGAAACUUUUGAUGAAAGGCUGGAUCAGCUAUAAAGAUGAAUGUAUGGAAAAUCACAGCAGGGAAGCACCAGUCACAGGGCUUGUAUGUAACAGGACAUUCGAUAAAUAUGCCUGCUGGCCGGAUGGGCAGCCCAACACUACAGUGAGUGUACCCUGUCCCAAGUACCUGUACUCAUAUCCAGCAGUCAAGCAUGGCUUGGUGUAUCUGGACUGUGAUGCAGAUGGUCAGUGGGCUAAGCAGAAGAACACAAGUGAGUGUGAAGCAAAUGACCUGGCCGAGACAGAUACGCAAUACUAUGGAAGAAUUCUUAGUAAAUUUAGGGUCAUAUACACUGUUGGGUACUCCCUCUCACUGGGGGCGCUGGUGCUGGCACUGGGGAUCCUGGUGGCAUUCAGGAGGCUGCACUGCAUGAGGAACAACAUUCACAUGAACCUGUUUGCCUCCUUCAUCCUGCGAGCCCUGGCCAUCCUCAUUAAGGAUGCCUUGCUAGAGAGAGCCAACCUAAAUAUCAACCCUGUCACAACCACAGAACUCGAGAUGGAGCUGUUUGUCAAGAAUGAGGUCUUGCAGCCGGAUGUGGGCUGCAGGUUUGCUAUAGUGAUGAUGCAGUACAGUAUCAUAGCGAACAGCUACUGGUUGCUGGUGGAGGGCAUCUACCUGCACAACCUGCUGGCAGUGACUGUGCUGACUGAAGGAAACCACUUCAGUGUAUACCUUUGCAUCGGAUGGGGAGCUCCACUGAUCUUUGUCCUGCCCUGGAUUAUUGUAAAGUAUAUUUACGAGAAUGAAGAUUGCUGGGAGCGGAACAUUAACAUGGGCUACUGGUGGAUUAUUCGUUCUCCAAUCCUGCUGGCAGUGCUGAUCAACUUCUUCAUUUUCAUCCGCAUUAUUAAGAUCCUUGUAUCCAAGCUGAGAGCACACCAGAUGAGAUAUUCUGACUACAAGUUCCGGCUUGCCAAGUCCACCCUGACCCUGAUCCCUCUACUUGGUAUCCACCUGAUCCUUUUUUCCUUUGUCACUGAUGAGUCUACCUCAAACGGCGCCAUCCACCUGCGGCUUACUAAGCUCUUCAUUGAUCUCUUCUUUAAUUCCUUCCAGGGGCUGCUGGUGGCCAUUCUGUACUGCUUUGUCAACAAAGAGGUUCAAUCUGAGAUCCUGAAGUUCUGGAAGCGCUGGAGGGGGAAGGACAUUGAUGAGGAGUACCGUCACACCUACAGCAACACGGCUCAGGUGUCCAACAGCAAACACCACCACCUUUCCAGCAAGUCACGACUGCCGGAUAUCACACGCUCAGCCACGGGCAUCUGCAGUCCCGAGGAGAAGCAGCUUCUGUCGUUUGGGUGUCACAAUGGCACAGGUCAUGUCCUCUUCACCCCCACGACACCCGAGGGUACCACAGAGAACAUCCCAGCUGAGGAAACAGAGGCAUGUAAUCAGGCCCUGCACGGCAGUGAUGAGAGCAACCUGUGAGUGUGUGCACCUCACGCUGGCUGAACCCCUCUGGCCCUGAGCCCAGUGUCCGAGCAGCGAAACGGAUGUAUGUGUCGGUGUGUGUGCAUGCGUCAUGUUUGUCUAUCAUAUGGGAGAGUGUGUAGCACUUGUGCGGCUGCUUUACGCUAACCAUCUCGUGAAAAGUGUUUGGUUUACAGGUAUGUUCAAGUUACAUCUACGCAACAUCACUGCAUCUUCAGCACACGGACUUCAACAAAAACGUGCUGUGACUAUAAUCCAAUAAAAAUUAUGGACCUCGGAUGAGACAGAAUCUGGAUUAUGGUUGAAUGACAGAAAAAGGAAGGAAUCUUUGAACAGGAUACCAAAGUGUAAAGGAAUAAGAUCCUUUUUCAGACAUUUCAGUGUUUCUGAAGAAAAAAAUGGAUGCCUAAAAGCUUAAAGAACUUACGCUGUAUUUAUAUUUACAGACUUGGAUUAUCAAAGUGAGUUUUUACUCCUUUACUUUUGUCCUUGGUGCCGUCCUCAUUGUCAGAAAAAAUCUUGAAAACGAGAUAUUUUUUUGGUAUUUGUUUAUUUUGGUGUUGUAUCAUGGAUGGUUCUAGAUCAUGUUCAGGGCUUGUAUUCAUCAGGUCUCUCAGAAUCCAAAAUUGACUGCCUCAGUUAUAUUCUUGCCUUAGAAUUAGAUGCUCUACUUCUUUAAAUCUUACACAUUCAGGGUUACAGUAGGGUUGCCAACUUUCAGAACUGGAUGGCGGGUGUUUACCUGAGCGGGAGCCUCAGAACCAUAUUUUAGGCAAAACAACAUGCAUAAAGAACAUCUUGUAAAAAAAUUUCUAAAUAGUGCAAACAACAUUUUUACAUUAUCCAUCUUCACACUGACAUGCAGCCCCGGUUCUGGAUAGCGCCCCCAUAGCGCCAGACCUGCUUGUGUUACUUUAGUUUCGCCCUAAGCCAGACUGAAACCUAGGGUGGAAGAAUACGCACGAUCCACUCUGCCCAUUGCGCUACUCAAACAGCGGAGUAAUUUAUAGGUUGUUGUGCUGAUAUGCCUGCACACACGGCGUUACUAAGACUAAAAGUGAAUACUGUACUACUUAAAAUAAUAACCAAACGCCCAUGGUAGCAGCAGUUUUCUUCUGUUUCAUACAUAUCGCCCUGUCUCAGUCUAAUCUGCAGCAUUUCUCUCCCAUUGAUAAAAAUACAGAACAAAGUGCGUCCCGUAUCAGUUCAAUACAGAAAACGACGUUUAGUUUCCAAAUAAGGAACGAUUCCGUAUUUUACGGGACAGUUGGCAACCCUAGGUUACAGGUACAAGAAAAAACUCAGAAGUCCAGAAAUGUAUUUCUUUUUUUUCUUUCUUUUCUUUUUUAUUUAUGCAUUUUCUCCUAUUUUCUCCCAGUUUAGUGUAGUCAAUUUGACUUCCACUGCUGGGGGAUCCCUGAUUGCAGUUGUGGUGAGUAUAUUGCUUCUCAUGCCUCCUCCGGCGACUGCACAGAGAUGAGAAAAGAGUGCUCUUAGGGUGUGUCCCUGCAUACACAACGCUAAGCUGCACUGCACUCAUCAAAGUGUAGGUGAUAAGAUGCAUACAGCAUGCUGCCCACGUGUAGGAGGGGGCGUGGGUUAGCUUUGUUCUCCUCAAUCAGAGCGGGGAUCGGCAUUGGUGGACAUUCUAAAUAGGAAGAAAAAGGGGAGAAAAUGCAUAAAGAAAAUAUUUUAAAAAAUAAAAAUAAAUAUGCCCGCUAGAUGGCGCCCAGACGACCUGUGGCAAUGCCAAGUUUUGAACCCGCUGCGCCACCUGGGCACUCAGAUAUGUAUUUCUUAAACAGUUUAUAAAAUUGUUUUUCAUAUAAAAUAUAUUUUUAAUAAAUAACCUCUGUGGAUGCCUAGACUCCGGCAAAACGGCAGACAAAACCAAUAAAUGUACCAGGUAAUACUCAACCAAUCAACACACAAAGUUCUCAAAAUAGAUGAACACAUUCUGCCCACGGGUCAGAGGAGACUUAAGCAGCAAUAUACUCACCUCGACUGCAAUCAAGGAUCCCCAGCAGUGGAAGACAAAUUGACUACGCUAAAUUGGGAGAAAAUGGAAGAAAAAAGUAUGUAUAGCAUUUUCUACAAUAGACAUUGUCUCAAAGCAACUCCACCUGAGCACUAAUAAUGAAUCAGUUUUUCUUUUAAAUAAAUACCUAGUAGUUUUUCCUAAGCCAGAGAGCUGUUUGUCUUUUCCUAUGACAUAUAGUACACAUAGUGCCUGGGUGGUGCAGACAUAGAGGUUGGCUAAAUCUGGGGGUGGCCGAAUGGAUGGAUUGGCGCCCUGUCUGGUACAUUCCUGCCUUGCGCCCAAUGUUUCCCAUUGGAACGAGACCUGAUCAGGAUGAAGCAGUUGAUGAAAAUGACAAAAAUAUAGUAUACAUGAUUAAUUUUGAAAUCCAGAAUCUUUAAGGAUUCUCAAUUUUUUCAACUUUAUAUUCCAUAUGUUAGUGCUGAUACAGGGUAAAAAUACAGGGUAAGUCAAAAUUAUGUAAACACUUGAAUGGCGGAAACCAUUUAAUCACAAAACAUACUUCAUUUAUGUAAGAUGAUUUAUGGCUAGUUCACACUGCAUGAUUUUUUCCCUGAUUUCCGCUCGCCGACUGGUCUGCGCUAGAUUUGCCGGCUCGGGAGCAACUCGGCGUUCGCUCUGCGAUCGAAACUCGGCUCUCAAACGCUGUGUGAGAACUACUCAACAACUCGAUCUGAGCGCUCGGCGACCGAAGAGAGAUAUCUAGCAUGUCAAAUAUCUGGAUCCGAGUCACACAACUGCCAAUGAGUACUAUGUCGAACAGCCAAUGAGAAGGCAAGAUACAGUGUGAGGGGAAACGCUGGGGAGGAAUGCAUUGCAUUGCAAAAAUAUUUAUUAAGCUCUAACUCACUAUAGAACAAUCCAAGCCAAAUCCACUCAGAUUCAUUUAUUUUUCCUACUUGAUUUUACGCUGGACAUCAGCGCACAAACUUGGAUCUCUCGCUAUUUGUUGAUGUGCAUUUUUGGACGUGGUAUCAUUAAACCCCUCGUCACUUCUCGCGUUUGUUUUUGUGACAAAACGUAGUUUGUGAGACCAGAGAAGCUCGCCUGUGAUUCCAGAUAGUGAUAGAUCGUGUAGUGUGAAACUCCCUACCGCCGAUCAGUCGUGUAGUGUGAAAUACACACCGACUUGAAAGACUCCUGAUUACAAGAGAUCCAGUCCUGUAGUGUGAACUGUACAGCGACCUGAUGAGUUGGAAAGUUGUGUAGUGUGAACUUGGCAUUACAGGACAGUCUCAACCUAUUCGCCAUCAUGUUUAACACACAAAAACCAGCGAACAACAGUACCAUUUAAAGCCCGGAUACACAUUUCGCGGGGAAUAGAUCCAUUAGUGUUAACAUAAUUUUGACUCACCCGGUACUUAGGAAUUAUGAAUUUGGAGUUGACAGGACUCCUAAUUCAUUGGCAGGACAAAUAUUUUGGACAACCAACCUCAGAAUGAACUGGUAGGGCCAUACUAUGUAGAAAUGUAGCUAAUUUUCUUUACAAAUCUCAUAAGGUACACCGUUUCUCCAACUCCAACUGAACUGAGUUACGGCUGCAUUUCCUACCUCACAUGGUCUGUACACAUUUUGCCAAUUUUGGGAUUUCCUUUUCUGCCAACUAACUGGGUUUUCACAUAUCCCUGGGUAAGGUUUGUUUUCUCUGAGAUACAUGAUGUGCCACAUGGCUCAUUCAUGCAUAUUAAGGAGAUCAACAACUGCACACAGGAGCUCACAACUACACUGAUGAGAGCAAAUUCCUGUCAUAUAAAUAAGGCUACUUACAUAUUCAGAAUUUAAUAAAAAAGAAAUUCUGAGAGGCUUGGUAAAUACAGGCCAAGGUCUUUGACAAAUAGUAUACUUAAGCAGUCCUGAAGAUGUGCCUUUUCUUUCCAGGUUUGAAAAAAUAAGUAAAAGACAAUGUUAUGUGGUUUUUCACUUUCCAUCUAGUUGCUAGCAUUACUAACUAAAACUGAAAACAAAUAUUUAGCCUUUAGCAUGAUGUAAAUUGUGUACAGUGCUUGAUGUUGAUGUAAAUGUAUGUGCAUCUUGUCCAUCUGCUCCAACAAAAAGAGCUGCUGGCAAAUCA